Messenger RNA from Hippopotamus amphibius kiboko, 854 nucleotides. RefSeq names its product interferon stimulated exonuclease gene 20 (gene ISG20). Gene Ontology annotation, molecular function: nucleic acid binding; exonuclease activity. The record is from RefSeq and is a predicted model, not a curated record. Bases 116 to 631 code for a protein of 171 amino acids. Gene Ontology annotation, biological process: DNA catabolic process; negative regulation of viral genome replication; RNA catabolic process. The transcript has 4 exons. Gene Ontology annotation, cellular component: nucleus. Lineage: Eukaryota; Metazoa; Chordata; Mammalia; Artiodactyla; Hippopotamidae.
ACAGGGUCAGGAUUCCCGGCUUGAAGUCAGAGAUGAGUCACUGCUAAGAGCAACUGCAGCAGCCGAGGAAGGGCACCAGAGAGGCAGGCAGCACAUCUGAGGGUCCCGGUGGAAAAUGGCGAGAAGCGCGGACGUGGUGGCCAUGGACUGCGAGAUGGUGGGGCUCGGGCCGUUCCGGGAGAGCGGCUUGGCUCGCUGCAGCCUCGUGGACUACCACGGCACCGUGCUGUACGACAAGUUCAUCCGACCCGAGGGCGAGAUAAGCGACUACAGAACCCCAGUCAGCGGGAUCACGGCUCAGAAAAUGGAGGGGGCCACCCCGUUCGCCGUGGCCAGACUAGAGAUCCUGCAGCUCCUGAAAGGGAAGUUGGUGGUGGGUCACGACCUGAAGCACGACUUCAAGGCGCUGAAGGAGAACAUGAGCAACUACGCCAUCUACGACACGGCCGCCGACAGGCUGCUGUGGCGCGAGGCCGGCCUGCUGCACUGCCGGCGCGUCUCCCUCCGCGUGCUGAGCCAGCGCCUCCUCGGGCGGUGCAUCCAGGACAGCGUGUUGGGACACAACUCGGUGGAAGACGCCAGGGCAACCAUGGAGCUCUACCGAGUCUCCAGGAGAAUUCGAGACCAGUGAGGGCUGCCCGCCUGCUGCUACUCAGCCCCCUCCCCAAAGAUGAGACCCUCCAUCUCUUCAGAAUGACUCUCUUACUUUUGAAAAAUGCAUUUUUAGCAAUAAAGUGGCUGUAUAUUUUCUCUACUCCCUUGGAUCCUCCUCUCGUCUUUUUCUUUCCUCUCUCUGAGCCGGGUGUCAGUGGACACUACCCUGCACUCAGAGGACAAGGAACACGUGAGCCGGG